GAGCAGAUGCCAUUUUCUCUCCUAAUCUGGUCACCACUACUAAGAAGAAGCAUCCUCCUUCUGCUCCUGGGAAAGGAGGCCAAAUCUGGCUUUGGGCCAUAAUCUCAGCCCUCUGCUCAGAGUGGGAGGUUCACUCUAACCACUGAAUUUACCUGCAGCCUCAGAAGAUCCUGGGGCUUUUGGAGACCCUCCUGUUCCUGUGGAGAAGCAUGAGCAGUACAUCCGUUUUCCUACCUGCUUCUCGGCAGGACAGCUCACCCUUUGGGAUAGAUCAGGAAAGAAGGUUUCCAGAUGGGGCUAAUCACCCAAUCCAAACCCUGGCCUUGGCUCCAGUGGCCCAGAAAAGCCAGCCUCAGCCUCUGCAUUCUCUGACUUUUUCCAGAGAGAACAAACGUUCUGAGUCCAGACAUUCUGAGAGUAUCAGCUAUGUCACAGAGAGCCUGGCGAUGAACUCGGCUGAUGAGGAGAAGUUGCUUUUGAUGAGCAAGAAUUCAGAGCUCCGGAGGCUCAACAAAGAGCUCAUGAAGCUGAAUCAAGAGUGGGAUCACAUCUACCACACCACGACCCUACAAAUGCAGCAAAAGAUGAGUGCCUUGCAGAUGGAGGUGGUCGGCCUCAAGCAGCGGGGAGAGCGACUGGUCAUGAAGCUUGAACAAGAGCAGAACAAGAAGGAGUACUAUGAACAAACCCUUCUUCAGGAGCUUAAGAAGAACCAGAACCUCCAGGAAUAUGUGAGGCACCUUGAGAGCAAACUGCGCCAGAGUCAUGACAGGCAGACCCUGGUGAAUUUCUUAGAAGGCUAUGGCAAUUCUCCAAUCCUGCUGCCCAGGAAGAACAGAAAGACUGAACUAUAUGAAACUGGGUCCAUGCUGGAGCCCAAAGACCUGGAGCGAAUGAAAACUGAAAGUGAAAAUCUACGCAAGAAGGAGGAGGACAUGAGGCACCAAAUGGCCCUUUUGAAAGAACAGCUCAAGGCCUUUGAAGAUGACUUUAGGAAGGAGCGCUCGGACAAGCAAGUCUUCCAACGCCUCCUGAGCAGCAAAUCUCAUAGCAUAAGCUCCAUUGCCAGGGGCUGUGAUUGCAAUGGCCAAGAGAAGCUUUCUGCUUCAGCCAUAGCCUCUACCAGGUCUAGACCAGGCGGCUGCAGCAAACCCUGUGAUCGAUACUCACUGAAAGGCAGCGAUAGUACCAAGACCCACAUUCCCUUGCGAUCCUCAUACCGUGACUUUUAGGAAGUCAAAGUGGGCAGGCCUCCCAGGGAGCACACCUGUCUUUCCCAACCACUUUUCGCAGAGCUAAGACAAACUUGGGAGCUCCUACAGUAGGCAACAUUUUCCCCUGUGGGGCAUUAUCUUUCAAAAACUCCCACAUAACCCAUAGAAAGUGCUAACAUUUUGAGAAGUCAACUCUGCCCUAGCCUGGGCCAUGCAUGGUCAGAUUGGGCCAAGGUCAAGAGGGGCUACAGUGACAUGAGCGAUACGAGCAAAGCCACUGACCAAAUCUGAAUCAUUUAGGUCAAACCAUGAGCUAGCCUCCAACUCACCUUCUUCCCACUCAGAGGCCAAGAUGGCUUCUUCUAGCUUACGUCAAUUAGCAUUGUACUCUGAUAGAAAAGCAAAAGGCCACAUCGUAGUAAAACAAGCUAGCAGAGAACAGAAGGCAGUAUCCUUUGGGUCUAUAGUUUGGGGAAGAAUUCAUAACUAAGCCACGCAAAGAGGAGCUCAUAAUAGAUGAAACUUUUUUUUGAUGAUACGAAAUGUAGCAGCUUUUGCAUGAACAAAAUCAACAUAAUAGCAUUUAAAGGAGAAACUACAGAUUGGGAAAAAAAUCUUCAUAGCAUCUGUCUCUUGCAAAACUCUGACAGCUUAGAUCUAUACAGAAUUUCUAUAAAUAUAUAAGACCAAGAGCCAUUCCCCAAUAGAAAAGUAGCCAAAAUAUACGAACAAAGUUCAGAAGAUGAAAUGCAAAUGACCAAUGACUACCUGGAAAACUGUUCCAUAUAACUGAUAAUAAGAGAAAUGUAAAUGAAAAAACCGCCAGCAUUUUACCUAAUAGCCAGAAAAUUGUCAAAGAUGCUCAAAGAUGGAAAUAGUUAAUGUUGGAGGGGCUACAAUGGGCAGAAAAGCCCAAUAAUAGCCCAUUAGUAGAGCUGGGCCAAUCGUUCUGGAAAACAAUUUGGAGCUCUACUAGAUUGUUUAGAGAUUUCUUUGGGCAUUUACCACAAGGUCAAAGGCCUUCUCAACAUGACAAUAUAUAAAGGAACAUCUUUGGGGGUCAUAAGAAACUGGAAACUGGUAGAUAGAUGGCCAUCAGUUGGGGAAUGGUUGCACUGCUAUAGUAUGUGAAUGGAACAUCUAAUGUAAUUUCUCUGGAAGAAACAACCAGCAUGACUUUCAGAAUCACUAGGUAGUUUCUCCCGACCUUCUCUCUUGAGUUUUCUUGAUUACAGCUGCAGGUACCAGCUAUCUCAUAGAAAUGGAGGUCCUCUCACCAUUUCUCUUUAGAGGCCCUAAUGGUCAGGAGAAUCAAUUUUUCCCUGCAGCCCUUCACCCCCAAAGUGAAAGGGUCAGUACUGUUCCUUUUAUUUUCAUCUCUCCCGUCUGUCCCGCUUCCAAACCUCCGCCAAUAUUUUCAGCUAAUGGCAAAUAAAGAAAUAAAAAUGUUGAUAGUGAAAAAACUG
Molecule: messenger RNA, 2680 nt
Organism: Monodelphis domestica (gray short-tailed opossum)
Lineage: Eukaryota; Metazoa; Chordata; Mammalia; Didelphimorphia; Didelphidae
Biological process (GO): cellular response to lipopolysaccharide; regulation of transcription by RNA polymerase II
Source: RefSeq, a predicted model, not a curated record